Molecule: messenger RNA, 2269 nt
Organism: Cololabis saira (Pacific saury)
Lineage: Eukaryota; Metazoa; Chordata; Actinopteri; Beloniformes; Belonidae
Product: acidic amino acid decarboxylase GADL1-like
Exons: 15
Coding region: 96-1655 (519 amino acids)
Biological process (GO): carboxylic acid metabolic process
Cellular component (GO): cytoplasm
Molecular function (GO): pyridoxal phosphate binding; carboxy-lyase activity
Source: RefSeq, a predicted model, not a curated record
GGAACCAUAACUCAGUCUUAAAUAAGCCGUGAUGUAAGCGCGGAGAGCCAGACCAGGGAAGAGCAGAGAUCUCCAGACCCGCAUUAAGCUGCAAGAUGAUGACCGCAGAAGAGAAUUCGAGUCAAAGCCCCGUGGCACGUCCUGGGCGUCCAGAGAAAUGUUGUCCGGUUGUCAUUGACGACGUCCCCCUGAACGGCCCCUCCCUGAACAUCCCCGACGCAGAGGAGUUCAUUCAGCGGUCGCUGGCCGUUAUCAUGGAAGAUGCGGUGAAAAAGGCCACGGAUGUCAGAGAGAAGGUGUGCGAGUGGAAGUCUCCCGAGCAGCUGAAGGAGCUGCUGGAUCUGGAGCUGAGAGAGCAGGGAGAGACGGAGUCCAAGACCCUCCAGCGGUGCAGAGAUGCCAUCAGAUACAGCGUCAAGACCACACAUCCCCGUUUCUUCAACCAGCUGUACGCCGGCAUGGAGCCCUACUCCAUGGUGGCCAGCUUCAUCGUGGAGGCCCUCAAGCCCAGUCUGUACACGUAUGAGGUGUCCCCGGUGUUCACCCUGGUGGAGGAGGCUGUGCUGAGGAAGAUGAUGGAGAUCGUCGGCUGGGCGGAGGGAGGAGACGGGAUCUUCAACGCAGGGGGCUCCAUGUCCAACAUGUACGCCAUGAACUUGGCCCGGUACCAGCACUGCCCCGACCUGAAGGAGCUGGGUCUCUCCGCCGCUCCGCGGCUGGCUGCCUUCACGUCGCAGGAGUGUCAUUAUUCAAUUUCCAAAGCUGCUGCUUUCCUGGGAGUCGGUACGAAGAACGUCUACGUGGUGCCAGCUGAUAAGAGAGGGAAGAUGAUUCCUGCGGCUCUCCGGGAGCAAAUAGAGUUGGCUAAGAGUGAGGGCGCGGCUCCCUUCAUGGUGAACGCCACGGCGGGGACCACGGUGUUGGGAGCGUUCGACCCCAUCGACGAGAUCGCCGACGUCUGCGAGGAGCACGGGCUGUGGCUGCACGUGGACGCGUGCUGGGGAGGGGCAGCUCUCAUGUCCAGGAAGCACAAGCACCUGCUGAAGGGUGUCCAGAGAGCCAACUCCGUUGCCUGGAACCCUCACAAGAUGCUGAUGGCGUGCUUGCAGUGCUCCGCGUUCCUGGUCAGAGACAAGACGAGCCUCCUGCAGCGCUGCCACUCCGCCCAGGCCUCCUACCUCUUCCAGCAGGACAAGUUCUACGACGUCAGCUACGACACGGGGGACAAGUCGGUCCAGUGCAGCCGGAAGCCCGACGCCUUCAAGUUCUGGCUGAUGUGGAAGGCCCUGGGGACCCGGGAGCUGGAGCAGAGGGUGGACCGAGCCCUCGCCAUGGCCAGGUAUCUGGCACUUCAAGUCAAAGAGAGAGAAGGGUUUCGUCUGCUGAUGGAGCCUGAAUAUUCAAAUAUUUGCUUCUGGUACAUCCCACCGAGUCUGAGGAACCUGCCAGAAGACGCCGACUUCUGGAAGAAGCUGCACAACGUGGCGCCAGUGAUCAAGGAGCGCAUGAUGAAGCGGGGCAGCAUGAUGGUGGGCUACCAGCCCCACGGGGGCAAGGCCAACUUCUUCAGGAUGAUCGUCAUCAGCCCGCAGGUCAGCCGGCAGGACAUGGACUUCGUGCUGGACGAGAUUCACGACCUGGGGAAGGACUUGUGAUGAGAGGCCGGGUCUCCAGCUGGGGAAGAGGGACCCGUCUGACCCGUCUGACCGUCUGACCCGUCUGACCGUCUGACCGUCUGACCCGUCUGACCGUCUGACCCGUCUGACCGUCUGACCCGUCUGACCGUCUGACCGUCUGACCCGUCUGACCGUCUGACCGUCUGACCCAUCUGACCGUCUGACCGUCUGACCGUCUGACCGUCUGACCCGUCUGACCGUCUGACCGUCUGACCCGUCUGACCGUCUGACCGUCUGACCGUCUGACCCGUCUGACCGUCUGACCGUCUGACCCGUCUGACCGUCUGACCGUCUGACCCGUCUGACCGUCUGACCGUCUGACCGUCUGACCGUCUGACCGUCUGACCCGUCUGACUGACCCGUCUGACCGUCUGACCGUCUGACCCGUCUGACUGACCCGUCUGACCGUCUGACCGUCUGACCCCUCUCACUACCACCACACACUUUCUUCCACAGGGAACUUCCUCUGUGGUUGAAAAAGGGACAUUUUCUUUACCUUGAAACCUCCUGGAUGUAAUAUAACGUUUGCAUUUGUUUUUAUAACUGUGUUUAUUUUCAAAUUCCACACUCAUUAAAAUGUUGUUUACUUGUAA